Molecule: messenger RNA, 1623 nt
Organism: Debaryomyces hansenii CBS767
Lineage: Eukaryota; Fungi; Ascomycota; Pichiomycetes; Serinales; Debaryomycetaceae
Exons: 1
Coding region: 1-1623 (540 amino acids)
Source: RefSeq, a predicted model, not a curated record
AUGAAUAGCACCAAGGAUUCCCUUAGGUUCUUGAGUGUUUCUGAUAUACAGGGUAAUAUACUUGCCUUGCAAGACUUGUACGACAAUGAAAUAAGAAAGCAAAAUCCUAUUGACUUUAUAAUCCAUACGGGCAACUUUGGAUUUUGGAAUCACGACACUAUAGACCUGUAUCAUGAUGUACAGUAUUUGAAGCAAAUAGUAGCAUUCCUGGAAGUAUUAGAUAAAUCUACAGUCCAUGACUUGAAUGACUUAUCCACUGUUCAAACGAAGAAUGCUAAUCCAUUGGAUGAAAUUAAUAUCUUCAAACAGAAGCUUAAAGAUUCGAAGAAAGGUAUAUCACAACUAGACUUAUAUAUAAAUGGUCAGUUUAAACUUCCAUGUCCAGUGUAUACUAUAUUUGGGCCGUUAGAUGAUCCACAAAUAAUAGAUAAAUUUCAAUCAGGAGAAAUACAAAUCCCCAAUUUACAUUUGAUAGACCAUACAAAGUGUUAUGAAAUCCCGAGUCCAUUAGAAUCUCAGCCUGGUAUUAAACUAUACGGACUUGGUGGUAAUUUAAAGAUACAUAGUUUAUUCGAUAAUGGUAAUUUUCAUUAUAAUUCUAUAUCAGGCAAAAUUGGGGACCUAUGGAUAACUUUACUCCAAAUUGCUGAAUUGUAUAUAAACUUUAUGAAUACUGGAAAUAAGAAGACGAUUAACAUAUUUAUGUCCCAUGCUCCAGUCAUCAAGACUCCAUUACUAGAACACUUGGCAAUUUUAACAAAUGCAGAUUUUACAAUUAGUCAAGGUUUACAUUUUAGGUACCCGGUAAUGGGCAACGGCAUGAGUUUCGUCGACAGUAUGGGGGGGAGCGCUGGAUAUAUUGAAAACUAUAGAUCGAAAUUUUCACGCUUACGAAUGAUAUUAGGGGAAUAUUGGUUGGCCAUCAAGCCUGAUUUGAGUGCAUUAUUACAAGAGACGGAAGAGUCUGAAAGGGAAAACGUAACUAAACUAAUAGAAAUGGGAUUAAGCUUAUUUGAUAAAAUACCCAUUUCAAUAAACGAUUCUAUAGAUAAAAUAAUACCCUUGACAUUGGAUGAUUCCGUACCUGAGGAUACGGGGACCAGUAAAAAAAUAUUAAAAAAGAUAAAUGAUUAUUACUUUUCAGCAUACUAUAACUUGUGGCACUUCAAUUUGUGUGACCACGUCAUUAAUUCUACAGAACUGGACUAUAAUAUAAUGAUUUUCAAAUUGAAUAAGUAUGGAAAUUUUAAAUUGGACUAUUGCAACAGUCAGGGAUUUAAUUUUAACUUUAAGUUACAAGAUGGAUAUGAUGAAAACGAAGAAAUUGAUGAUGACUAUGAAGCUGAAGAAGUUGAUUCGAGGCAUUCAUUCAAUGCGAUUGAAUAUUCACCAAAAACGGGAAUUAAGAAAGCGGUUAUAAUCAGUAACCCCAAAAAUGAAGAAAACGGCGAUGCAGACGAAAAUAAUGAAUAUGAUGACGAAUACAAUAAUGAAUACAUGAAUGAAGAGAAUGAUGACGAGAAUGAAAGAAGGAAGCGAUUUGCAUUGCGUGGUAGAAGAGGCCGUGGAAGAGGCAGAGGAAGAUCGUUUCGAGGUAAACCACGGGGUAGAGGAAGACCGUAG